AUAAAUUAUGUAUAUUUUUAAUUUUGUAUUGAUAUACCUAUAUAGUUUUAAAAAUGUAAAUAUGAAGUUGAGUUUAUUGUAAGGUACGUCGGGGUAACAUCGUAAAAGGGUAAAGUACGAAAAUUCUCAUUUACCUGAGAUUUAGGCAAAUAAUUUUACUUAUGGCAACCCAGCGGUGAAGGACAACUCAAGCCGUCCCCCACCUCAGUCUGCCUCGAGCGUUCUAACCGUGUAGUUGUGUGUGAAAUGCAUUUUUUGCCAACUGUCAUUUUCGACGAAGUUUUGAAGAUUUUCGAUCUUUACCCAUCAUCUAUAACUUUCCUCUCAGAUUAAUCAUGCCACGAAAAUAUUAUAGAAAAUCGCUUCGCGCCACUACUUACACUCAGGAAGAUUUAAAUGCUGCCUUAGAAAGUAUAGCAAAAGGAGAAAAAAGCCAAUAUGCUGCUGCAAAACAUUACAGAAUACCAGUAUCGACACUCAAUGACAGGAUUAAGGGUAAAACUAGAAUAAAAAGCCAAACCCUGGGUAGACCAACCGCCAUUCCUGACGAAAUAGAAGUCAGAUUAGCCAAUGCUCUAAUAAUACUGGAAAAAUGGGGUUUUGGUCUCUCCAGGGUCGAAAUAAUAAACCUCGUCGAAGAAUUUAUCAAACUGAAUGAAAUCGCUACACCGUUUAGGAAUGGGAGGCCGGGAUCGGACUGGCUGUAUAAUUUCCGCAAGCGCCAUGGCCUUUCUAUAAAAAAACCACAGCCUAUAGAGCAUGUCCGACGACAAAUGACGGAUCCAUUUAUUAUUGAAGAAUAUUUUAAUUUACUAGAAAAGGUAUUGCUGGACCUUGAUUUAGUAAACAGACCUAGCCAAGUAUGGAACCUAGAUGAAACAUCGGUGUCUCUUGAUCCAUCAAAGACUAAGGUAGUUGGCAAAAUCGGAAAAGCUUCAUCACGCACUACAUUUGGCACAGGAAAAGAGAAUAUAACAGUGUUGACUGCAGUUAAUGCUAAUGGAGUAAAGUUAACGCCACUUAUUGUUUUUAAAGGUAAAUACGUUUGGAAUCAGUGGAUAGCGGACGUAAAAAAUGAAUACGGUUUUGAAUUAGCAUAUGCUGCUAGUAAAAAAGGUUGGAUGGAGACGGACAUAUUCCGUAAUUACAUGGAAAAAGUCUUCAUUCCCAAUCUUGGAGACGAAAGACCUGUAUUACUGAUUUAUGAUGGCCACGGAAGCCAUGUCGAUAUUUCUGUCGUAGAAUUAGCUACCCGUAAUGGUGUUACUAUUUUAAAAUUGCCACCUCACACUUCACAUUUACUACAACCCCUUGACGUCUGCGUCUUCAAAUCAUUUAAAACACGAUGGGAUGCUAAGUUGGUAGAAUGGCAACGACAUAAUGUGGGUGUUAAAUUACCCAAAAAAGAAUUUUCAAAACUGUUUGCAAAAAUAUGGCACGAAAUUAAUCCCGAAAUUAUACGUAAUGGUUUUAAGAAGGCAGGAAUUAUUCCUUUCAAUCGCAAUACGAUUCCUGUUGAAAAGUAUGAUCCCAGAUCUUAUAGCAGAUGGCUUAAAAGCAAAUCUGAAAACGAAAGUUGUGCGUCUCAUCAUGUAAAUAUGACGACUAACACUGUCCAGAGCCUUAAUAACUUAUGUGUUUAUGCUAUCAAUUUGUAUUUACAUCAAACUGUUAUACCACACAUGUCUAUACCAAAUGACACGCUAUCUGCUAAUACAAUGAAUAACUGCUUAUUUAUACAUAGUGAUUAUAUACCGGAAAGCUAUCAAGAGGAAGAAACUGUUACUAAAGAGCCCGAAGUGUUAACAAAAAAUAUGCCCAAUAAAAUAAUUAUACUCUCUGACAUAAUGAUUAAACCUGGUACUUCAAAUGUCCAUUCUUUGACCAGACUUUCCAAAAACGGUAAAGAAAACACUACUUUUGUUGCUUCAAAUAGUUGUGACCUGCCAGAAUGUCUACAAACACCACAUAAUUUGAAAAAACCAGUUGAUUAUGAACACACGUUUGAAAAUUUACUUUUAGAAAGAAUACGACAGACUAGACCCGAAAACAAUAAGACCAAGAGAAAGCGUGUAGGUCUUGGUGCUGAAAUUAUUACACAGAAAUGUUUAGAAAACUAUAAUACACAAAUAACGACAAAACUAAAAAAUACCAAAGAAAAGAAAAAAAAUAAAGUGGUAAACGAAAAACAAGAUGAAACCGUUGCUAAUCCUAAAAUAAAUAAUAAAAGAAAUAAGAAGGAACAAACUGACAAUAAAUUAAAGAAAAUUAAGAAAAGAAAAAUUGAAGCUGAUACUAAAGAAAAUAAUAGACAAAAAGGGAAACUCUGUGACAGUGACAGUGAUUCGAGCAUAUCUUCUUUAUUUGAAUUAGCUGAUUCAGACGAAAUAGAUUAUGAAGAAUAUAUAGCUGAACUUUUAAACCAAGAAAUAGACAAAGAAAAUGAUGAGCCCAAUGAGUCAAUGGGACUACAUGAUAUUGCAUAUUUUACUAAACAGGAUGAAUUAAAAGAAAAUGACUGGAUAGUAGCCCGUUUCGCCACAAAAAAAAGCUUAAAACAUUUUGUUGGCAGAGUAUUAUCGAUUGACAAGACGAUACCUACCGUCAAGUUUUUACGUAAAGUUAAGGAUAGUAAAUAUAACAAAGGAACAGUAUUCACUUACCCAAUAAUUGACGACAUUUGUACCAUAAAACAUAGUGAUGACAUAGUGUCAAUAUUGCCAGAGCCACAGAUUUUAAGGCGGGGUCAAAUUAUAUUUGACAUCAAUUUCAAUAAUUUUAACAUACAAUAGUGAUUAUAGUUAUAUUAUUACUUAUUUUUAAUUAUUAUUGUAAACUUGCACAAAAAUGAUUGUGCCAAUUUAAGGUGGUAGCUCAAGGGUAGACCGCAAAAUUCAAAUUUCUAAGUUUUUUGUAAUUUGUUUGUUUUUUUUUUUUAAUUUUUUUAUAUUGAUUGUUAUCCUACCCGUAGCGGUUAUUAUAAGAUGCUAAAUGAGUACUAAGCUAUGAAAAAUCUCGUUAUAAUUUUUGAUAAAACAAUGAAUAACUGGUUUCAUGGUGUGUUCAAAAUAAGACUGAUUUAAGUAUAACAUUUUUAGUUCUUUAACAUUGUUUUUAUUUUUAAUAUUUACCAAAUAAAACGGUUUGCUUGUUCCUUUUGAUUGUUACGUUAUUAACAUGAGCCUUUUAUAAUAUUUUUGAAAUGUUGUAUUUUUCUGUAAGUGUAUUGUGCAAUUAUUGUUUGAUUAUUAUAAAUAUAAUUUGUACCUAUUGGCAAAUUUUGUUUCCAUUCAUGUCCUAGUUAUGAUUACUACUACGUCAACAUUUACUUACACAGCUAUUAUGAUAUUAAAACAGUUGGGAACCCCUGUCUGAAUUUGGUAGAAGUGGGGUAAGACCGGAAUAUAAAAUUCAUUAUUUUACAAUAUUUCAUACUUCUUCUUACUUUAAAGUACUUUGAUGAAGAAACAUGUAUACUUUUACAUUCUUUACACAAUUUGUGAGUGAAUCCAGUGACCUAAAACAAAAAUUUAAAAAAGUACCCCCAAUUGUCGGUCUUCCCCCCUACAUUACGAUCUUUACCCGUUUUCAUUAUUUUCGUUUAUGUGUAUAUUUUUAUUAAUAUUUAUAUUAAUAUAUAAGAAUAAUGAUUCUUUGCCUGGUGUAAAGUAAAGUACAAUCUGUUGGUUCUAUUGAAAGUUCUAUAGUUUGCUGCUACAUUAUGUGUUUCGGGUUCAUAUAGAUGCUUAAAACAAAUAUACCUCAUCUCAUCAAAAUCGCGUUCGAUGUUGCCCCGAUCUACCUUAUAAAUAUUUUUAAGAUAAUGUAAAAUUGUUUUAUACAAGGUUUACUCAAUUGUAAAUAAAUACCGACAUUGGCGACAUUAAAUUAUGGAGGUUAGGCUACUUACUCUCCCGUAAAUAUUACAGCAGUAGAAAUUGUAAAGAGAAGAACAAACAGUUCUAUAUAUGAUACGAUCGAUGUGUGAACUAUUAAAAGUAGGUCGUAUUCAUUAUGCACUCGAUACACGUAACGAAAAAUAGGUCUAUAAAUAAAAUACUCAAACUUUAAUAAUUUAAGUGGGUAAUGCAUUCUGUUGCGUGCAAGUGCAAAUAUUACGUUUUAUAAUCGUAGCCUAAAAUAAAAAUAAUCUUUUGUUUAUCCUGGAACUUCAAACUCUGAGACAAGCGUAUAAUGUAGAUAUUAAAUAGACCGCAUGUGAUUAGCGAGGAAACUGGUGAUCAUCAAACAAACAACUUCUUUUUAAAUUAUAUCAAAUGUAUUCGUUGUUCGGCAAAUAAGCCGAUUUCAGACUCAAAGACAAUUUUCUAAGAAAGUGUAUAACGUGGCUGUUUUAGUUUACUUUGAGACGUAACUUCUUGGUCCUUGUGUAUUAUUAUAUUCAUAGUAAUAACAAUUAUAUUAACUUUAGAAG
Messenger RNA from Trichoplusia ni (cabbage looper), 4435 nucleotides. RefSeq lists its product as uncharacterized. Gene Ontology annotation, molecular function: DNA binding. Bases 336 to 2792 code for a protein of 818 amino acids. Lineage: Eukaryota; Metazoa; Arthropoda; Insecta; Lepidoptera; Noctuidae. Gene Ontology annotation, cellular component: nucleus. The transcript has 2 exons. The record is from RefSeq and is a predicted model, not a curated record.